Molecule: messenger RNA, 2643 nt
Organism: Symphalangus syndactylus (siamang)
Lineage: Eukaryota; Metazoa; Chordata; Mammalia; Primates; Hylobatidae
Gene: P2RY14
Product: purinergic receptor P2Y14
Biological process (GO): G protein-coupled receptor signaling pathway
Cellular component (GO): membrane
Molecular function (GO): G protein-coupled purinergic nucleotide receptor activity
Source: RefSeq, a predicted model, not a curated record
UUGGGAAAAGGAGGAGGAGAAAUAAAAACGCAGGACUGUUUUUGCAUUACUGGAGGAAAGGAACUAGCUCAGAAGUCAGCCUGACACCCACAGAGAUUAAAACGUCUCUUCCUUCCUCUUUGUUUCCACAUCCCAGUCUUCAAUAAAUUCUAUCUGACAACAGCAGCAGAGGGACCCACUAUCUUGUGGUUUCUGUCAAGUUCCUGAUUUUCAUCCAUAGUUGAAGAUGAGCAAGAACUCUGUAACAGUGUUACCUUGGAGCCUACAUUGAGAGGUAUUUCAAAAUGAGUGAAGCGUGACUCUAACAGAUGAAGGCCUAGACGCAGGAUCUUUAAUGAAAAAACACUUUGGCCACUUCAAGACGACAAACGCUCACUGGGCAAAACAUCUUCACUGAAAAGAGACCUCAUAUUAUGCAAAAAAAAUCUUAAAAGGCCUCUGCCUUCGGAAGUUACAAGAUGAUCAAUUCGACCUCCACACAGCCUCCAGAUGAAUCCUGCUCUCAGAACCUCCUGAUCACUCAGCAGAUCAUUCCUGUGCUGUACUGUGUGGUCUUCAUUGCGGGAAUCCUGCUCAAUGGAGUGUCAGGAUGGAUAUUCUUUUACGUGCCCAGCUCCAAGAGUUUCAUCAUCUAUCUCAAGAACAUUGUUAUUGCUGACUUUGUGAUGAGCCUGACUUUUCCUUUCAAGAUCCUUGGUGACUCAGGCCUUGGUCCCUGGCAGCUGAACGUGUUUGUGUGCAGGGUCUCUGCUGUGCUCUUCUACGUCAACAUGUAUGUCAGCAUUGUGUUCUUUGGGCUCAUCAGCUUUGAUAGAUAUUAUAAAAUUGUAAAGCCUCUUUGGACUUCUUUCAUCCAGUCAGUGAGUUACAGCAAACUCCUGUCAGUUAUAGUAUGGAUGCUCAUGCUCCUCCUUGCCGUUCCAAAUAUUAUUCUGACCAACCAGAGCGUUAGGGAGGUUACACACAUAAAAUGUAUAGAACUGAAAAGUGAACUGGGACGGAAGUGGCACAAAGCAUCAAACUACAUCUUCGUGGGCAUCUUCUGGAUUGUGUUUCUUUUGUUAAUCGUUUUCUACACUGCUAUCACAAAGAAAAUCUUUAAGUCCCACCUUAAGUCAAGUCGGAAUUCCACUUCAGUCAAAAAGAAAUCUAGCCGCAACAUAUUCAGCAUCAUGUUCGUAUUUUUUGUCUGUUUUGUACCUUACCAUAUUGCCAGAAUCCCCUACACAAAGAGUCAGACCGAAGCUCAUUACAGCUGCCAGUCAAAAGAAAUCUUGCUGUAUAUGAAAGAAUUCACUCUGCUACUAUCUGCUGCAAAUGUAUGCCUGGACCCUAUUAUUUAUUUCUUUCUAUGCCAGCCAUUUAGGGAAAUCUUAUGUAAGAAAUUGCACAACCCAUUAAAAGCUCAGAAUGACCUAGACAUUUCCAGAAUCAAAAGAGGAAAUACAACACUUGAAAGCACAGAAACUUUGUGAGUUCCUACCCUCUUCCAAAGAAAGACCACGUGUGCAUGUUGUCAUCUUCAAUUACAUAAGAGAAAUCAAUAAGAUAUGCGUCUUCAUCAUAAAUAUCAUCUCUAGCACUGCCAUCCAAUUUAGUUCAAUAAAAUUCAAAUGUAAGUUUCCAUGCUUUUUUGUAACAUCAAAGAAAACAUACCCAUCAGUAAUUUCUCUAAUAUUGACCUUUUAUUCUCUAUUAACAAAAAAUUAAUACAUACAAUUAUCCAAUUCUAUUAUAUUAAAAUAAGUUAAAGUUUAUAACCACUAGUCUGGUCAGUUAAUGUAGAAAUUUAAAUAGUAAAUAAAACAUGACAUAAUCAAAGACAACUCACUCAGCCAUCUUCUUUCUCUAAACACCAGAAUCUAGUAUGUAAUUGCUUUCAACACUGUCCUUAAAGACUAACUUGAAAGCAGGCACAGUUUGAUAAAGGGCUAGAGAGCUGUUUGCAAUAAAAAGUCAAGUUUUUUUUCCUGAUUUGAAGAAGCAGGAUAAGCAGACACCCAGACAAUCACUUAAGAAACCCCUUAUUGAUUUAUUUCUUGGCACUCCAAAGGAAAAUUAAUUGUAUACUUAGCAAGAAAUUUUUUUUUUUCUGAUAGCACUUUGAGGAUAUCAGAUACAUGCUAAAUAUGUUUUCUACAAAGACGUCAUUUAACGAGCCUGGGGUUCUGGUGUUAGAAUAUUUUUAAGUAGGCUUUACUGAGAGAAACUAAAUAUUGGCAUAUGUUAUUAGCAACUUCCCCUGUUCAAUAGUACGGGAAAAAUAAGAUGACUGGGAAAAAGACACACCCACACCGUAGAACAUAUUCUAUUGGCAAAUGGGAAAGGAGACCAUUUUCUUAGAAAGCAAAUAAACUUGAUUUUUUAAAAUCUAAAAUUUACAUUAAUGAGUGCAAAAUAACACAUAAAAUGAAAAUUCACACAUCACAUUUUUCUGGAAAACAGACGGAUUUUACAUCUGGAGACAUGGCAUACGGUUACUGGCUUAUGAGCUACCAAAACUAAAUUCUUUCUCUGCUAUUAACUGGCUAGAAGACACUCAUCUAUUUUUCAAAUGUUCUUUCAAAACAUUUUUGUAACUAAUGUUUAUAUCUAUUUCAUGCUUUACUGUCUACAUACUAAUAAAGAAAUGUUUCAAUACUG